This is a messenger RNA of Cottoperca gobio, 7323 nucleotides long. It is a transcript of the gene col22a1, whose product is annotated as collagen, type XXII, alpha 1. Bases 1 to 4869 code for a protein of 1622 amino acids. The transcript has 64 exons. Lineage: Eukaryota; Metazoa; Chordata; Actinopteri; Perciformes; Bovichtidae. The record is from RefSeq and is a predicted model, not a curated record.
AUGGAAUUACGACUGGGAUUUAGGAUCACCCUGAUCUUGGUCAUCCUGGCCUUGUCUCUUUCCGGCGAGACAGUGGAAGCACAGAGGGCAGGAUGUAAGAAUGUCCACUAUGACUUGGCGUUUAUUCUGGAUACCUCAUCCAGUGUUGGAAAAGAGAAUUUUGAGAAGAUCAGGCAAUGGGUGGCAAACAUUGUCGAGUCUUUCGAUGUGUCACCAGAAAAGACAAGAGUAGCCGUGGUUCGCUACAGUGACAGACCCACAACUGAGUUCACCCUGAGUAGACACAAGACCCUGGAAGAUGUGAAGCAGGCCGCCCGUAACAUACGCUACCUGGGGGGAAAUACAAUGACCGGGGAUGCGAUCAGCUACACCACCACCAACAUCUUCACAGAGCGGAACGGAGCCAGGCCCAUUGCCAGAGGCAUUCAGAGGGUGGCCAUCCUUCUCACAGAUGGCCGAAGCCAGGAUUAUGUUCUGGAGCCCUCUAAAACAGCUGCCAAAGCUGGCAUCAGGAUGUUUGCCGUAGGCAUCGGGGAGGCGCUGAAGGUGGAGCUGGAGGAGAUUGCGGCCGAGCCAAAGAAUGCCCACGUCUUCCAUGUGACGGACUUCAAUGCCAUCGACAAGAUCAGAGGCAGGCUGAGGAGGAGGCUGUGCGAGAAUGUCCUGUGUCCAAACAUGAAGGUUCAACCUGAUCGGUUCAAGCCCAACAGCACCAGUUAUGGUCUUGAAGAGGUUCCAGGGUUCGACCUGAUGCAGUUCUUCAACGUGAAAAAUAUUCUGGGAAUCACAAAUGAGGAAGGCCAAAGUUCUUACGUUCGUCUUGGCACCAUGCCCAUUGUGCAGCAAACAGAGGAUGUGUUUCCUCAAGGGUUGCCAGAUGAAUACGCCUUCGUGACGACAUUCAAAUUCAGAAAAAGCUCCAGACGUGAAGAUUGGUACCUCUGGCAGGUUUUUGACAAAUAUGGAAUCCCACAGGUGUCCAUCCGCCUGGACGGAGACAACAAGGGGGUGGAGUACAAUGCCGUCGGCCUGACAAAAGAUGCGGUCAGAGCUGUGUUCAAGAACCCUGAAGUUGACAACCUGUUUGACCGCAACUGGCACAAGAUCGCCCUCAGCGUGGAGGCCAAGUCUGUGUCUCUGUACCUGGAUUGCAAACACAUCCAGACUCUGCCCAUCGGGGACAGGGAGGACAUCGAUAUCCAAGGCAAGACAGUGAUCGGGAAGAGGCUGUAUGACAGUGUGCCAAUUGAUUUCGACCUCCAGAGGAUGAUGAUUUACUGUGAUUCCAAGCAUGCGGAGCUGGAAACCUGUUGUGAUAUACCCAACGGACCUUGCCCGAAGAAAGUUGCUACAGAAGCCCCCCCCGUGGAGAUCCCCACUCCAACCCCGACUGCUGUGGAGCAGCAGCGAGGCCCUGCAGUGAACUGCUCCUGCCCUGCAGGAGAUAAGGGAGAGAUCGGUGCAGCCGGUGUUGCAGGUCCUAGGGGUGGAAAGGGCGACUCUGGCCUUAAGGGCGCCACCGGAACGCCUGGAACCAGAGGAGAAAAAGGAGAAACUGGCAAAGUUAUAUCUGUCAGAGGUGACAGAGGUGAGAGGGGGGAUUCAGGCAGGAUAGGGUUGACAGGUGCUCCUGGACAAAAAGGAGAGAAGGGACUCGGUGGGGUGCCAGGUAUUGAUGGCUUAUCUGGAGACAAAGGAGACAAAGGUGCAGCAGGACGGGCCGGGGACUCAGGGCUGUCGGGUCCAGCUGGCCCAAAGGGAAUUCAAGGUGAUGAAGGAACUGCUGGCUCACCAGGACCAGAAGGUGUCAUUGGGGAAUCGGGUAUAAGAGGUGAAAAAGGAGCUCCGGGAGUCAGGGGCGAGGCAGGUUUGGAUGGAUUCCCUGGCAAAUCUGGUUUUCCUGGGAAAGACGGUGUGAGAGGACUGGCCGGUACCUCCGGGGCCAGUGGAAUUAAAGGCGUCAAGGGGGAGAGAGGGCUUCCCGGAUUACCUGGGGAUGUGUUUCAAAAAGAAGGAUUACGUGGUGAUAAGGGAGAUGCUGGACCUCCUGGGCCUCCAGGAGCCGAGGGCCCCCAGGGGUCUCAUGGUCCUCCGGGUCUGCAGGGUCUACCGGGGGAACCUGGAGAGUUCGGGCAGCGGGGAAAGAAAGGUGAAAGUGGUUUGCCUGGAGUGGACGGCCUUCCUGGACCCCCUGGUCCUCAGGGUCCAACUGCGCCACCAGGAAACCAAGGGCACACCGGACCUCCUGGUCUACCUGGUGAAAUUGGAUUUUCAGGCAAACCUGGAGAGUCUGGAAAGUCUGGUCUUCCUGGUAAAGACGGACUGGACGGUCUUCCUGGAAACGAUGGUGCCAUGGGGCCAAGGGGAGAGCGCGGAGCAGAUGGUUUUUCCGGCAAGGCUGGAUCUAAGGGAGACGAUGGACCUCCCGGACCAAGAGGACCUCAAGGGGAGAGAGGACAAUCUGGUUCCCCUGGUCCACUAGGUGAAGCUGGAACAAGAGGAGACAGAGGUGGUGCGGGAGAGAGAGGACAGGAUGGACCACUUGGGCCAAAAGGUGAUAAAGGCGACAAGGGGGAAGUGGGAGGUCGGGGACUACCUGGCAUUCCAGGAAAUGUGGCAAACGUCAUCCCUGAGCCUGGAGAACCUGGAGAGCCUGGAGACACGGGAGAGAAGGGGGAUCAAGGAAAACCCGGAGAGAUGGGCCAAAGAGGGCUCCCUGGUGAACAAGGCUUCAAGGGACCGGCUGGAUUAGCGGGUCCAAAAGGUGAAACAGGACUAACGGGAGAGACUGGACGUGUUGGAGACCCUGGUCCACCUGGUAUAGUUGGUCCUCAAGGUCCUCGUGGAUUACCAGGAAAUGUGGGCAUCCCGGGGAUCAUCGGGCCUCCCGGUCCCGCUGGACAAAGAGGAGACAAGGGUGAAUCAGGUAAAGCAGGACAAGCAGGUCCCACAGGCCCAGCCGGAGAUCCCGGUUUGUCUGGACCCCCAGGACCACCAGGGAAGGGGAAAGAGGGGCAAAAUGGGGAGCCUGGACCACAGGGAAUUCAAGGACCCCCAGGGCUAAAGGGCCAGUCCGGGUCACGAGGAGAAGCAGGGUCACCGGGGGACAGGGGUUCUGCAGGAGAAGGCAAAGUGGGACAAUCGGGGCCUCCAGGAAACAAUGGGGAAUCCGGACCUGUGGGCUUGAGGGGUUUACCAGGAGUCGCCGGUCCUCAGGGCCCAGCAGGACAUAAUGGUUUACCAGGAAGGCCGGGAGACAAGGGAUCACCAGGAGAGGCAGGAAAGGCAGCAGACAUCUCCGACCUGAAUCUGAAGGAUGUUUGCUCAGACUGCCCUGCAGGUCCAGCUGGACAACCCGGUCUCCCAGGAGUCCCAGGAGACAAAGGACACCAGGGACUUGUGGGGAAAAACGGUCAAGAUGGCUACCAAGGCCCGCCGGGAACAGUUGGACCUCAAGGGCCCCCUGGAGCUGACGGAGGAAAGGGUAUAAAAGGGGAUCGAGGACCCCCUGGAGGCCCUGGAGACAAAGGAGACAAGGGUCACCCAGGACCACCUGGCCAUCCAGGUACUGCUGGCCUAAUGGGAACACCUGGUAACGAUGGACAGCCAGGCCCCGUCGGCCCCCCGGGGCCCCCUGGAGAAAAGGGCAAAGAGGGUCUCAAAGGAAUCCAGGGACCGUCGGGUCUUCCCGGCUUAAUCGGUCCGUCUGGAAACAUGGGAAAAGAUGGCAGAGCAGGUGAAACAGGAGAACCUGGCAAGCAAGGUGAACCUGGACCAACAGGAAACCAGGGGCUCAGGGGACUCCCGGGCUUCAAGGGCCACAGAGGAGAAUCUGGAGCUCCAGGACCAAAGGGAGAAGAUGGAAAGUCUGGAUCUGCUGGACGUGAUGGUAAACCUGGGAAGGAAGGCUCUAUGGGACCUCCAGGCCGAGAAGGACUUAGCGGACCAAGAGGGGAGUCGGGCAAGCCAGGUGAACCGGGUCCAUCUGGAAAAUCAGGUCUUCCUGGAACUCCAGGUGUGAGGGGAGACAAGGGGGAGCCCGGCAACCCAGGAUUACCAGGCUUCAGCGGGCCGAAAGGCCCAACGGGUCCAAAUGGUCCAAUUGGUCCAGAGGGAAAACAGGGGAUGCCUGGCAGAGUCGGUGAUCGAGGUCUUAAAGGAGAAAAGGGAGACUCAGGUACGAAGGGAGAUAAAGGACAAACAGGAGAUUCAGGUAUGCCCGGAAACCCUGGACCCUCCGGCAGAAAGGGCCACACAGGGAUGAUGGGCAUGUCAGGACCGCCUGGAGAAAUGGGAUCUACUGGGUCACAAGGACCUUCAGGAAACCCCGGUAUCCCAGGCCAAAGGGGAGAGUCGGUAUCACUGGAGCAGAUGAGACGGCUCAUCCAAGAGGAGCUGUCAAAACAACUAGACGCCAAAAUGGCUUACCUCAUGGCCCAGAUCCAGCCAGCACAUGUGAAGAGUACAGCGGGCCGCCCAGGACCUGCAGGCUCUCCGGGUAAAGAUGGAAGCUCUGGACGAUCGGGCCCCCCUGGAGAGCCCGGUAUGCCUGGACAGAAUGGAGGAGAAGGACCCAGGGGACCCAUGGGCCCUAAAGGCGAGAAAGGAGGAAGAGGAGAAAAGGGCGAGCAUGGUGUCGGUGAAAGAGGAGAACAAGGACCUUCUGGCGCAAUAGGUCCAGCUGGUCUGCCUGGUUAUGGUAAAGACGGAGGCCCGGGACAAGCCGGAGCCCAGGGAGAGGCAGGAAAUCCCGGCCCCCACGGUCAGGCUGGACCUCCCGGUCCCACUGGCCAAUGUGACCCCACCCAGUGUGCCUACUACGCCAGCCUGGCACACAGACCCCACACCAAAAAUGUCAAGGGGACCUAAGAACAGAAGAGACACAAAGAGCUAGAAGUCCGGCUGUAUUUAUGAACUUGGUCUGAAUCAAGAACCUUUUUCUUUUUCAGGAUAACCUCAGUAUGGAGGGCUGAAGCAAUAUGUGCUGCCGGUCAGAUUCUUUGUUUUGUUAGUUUUUUGGUAAGACGCUUGGGAUGGAUGGAGAUUCUUCAGAUUUAAUAUUGGGUAAAGAGGGCAGCUAAAGUGUUUUUUCCUCACUCAAAUGCUUCCUGUAAAAUAUAUAAGGAGAUAACAACAGAUGAUGCAACCCCCCCAUCCUGAAGAAAGGUUUGUCUGAUAUUGUAGCAUUUUAAAAGUAAUCAUCUCAAAAGUUCUGCAAGGCAUUUUCUUACAGGAACCUUUUUCCUGCAUCCCACCAUUUUGCAUCGAUUCCCAUUCACAGCCCACACUGUCCCACAUUAAGCAAUAGAUGUCAGUCACUGCUCACUACAUUGAUCUCUUGCAGGGGCUCCUCUGUGAGUCUAUUGGUAAUUACUCAGUCAGGGGAAUUAUCUGUUUUAUUGUCACUGAUGGCGAAGGCGGAGGACAGACAGUGUGAGGCACAAUCCCAAAUAAAAUAGUGAUUUUGUGCAGGAGGAGUGUUAAUGAGUUAGUGUGGAGAGUGAUGAAUUACCACUUUUGUGCACUUCCUGCCUCCAAGCAGCCGGCAGUUUUCUUCCUCGUUUUGCAUUGGUGUCCCAAAACAUUGCAGAAAAAUAAAAUUACUUUUAGAAAAGAAUCCCAAGAAUUGGAUUGAAAUUGGAAACAAAUUGAGAUUUUAUUCUGGGAAAAGAGAGGAGGCAGCAGAAAUGAACUCUAUCACAACUCAUAAAUUAGAGCCUUGGCAACGUCGUUUCAAGCUUUUGGAGAGAUUUGCAGUUUAUUUGCCUUAAGAAAAUGCAACACACAACCCACACUAUCAAUCGUUUAGUGUGACUAGGGAUCAUUUUAUAUGUGGAUAUUCUAAUUUUGAAAUGAAAGUAUUUUGAAUUGGCUUGUAAAUGUGUCCAAAAAUAGUAAUACGAUGACAUGUACGCAUCAUUCAGGUCACCUAUAGGAUGCUUAUUAAACCUGAGACAGUGGAGACAGGAAGAAAUGUUUGAUUUGUACUUUUAUGUUUAAUGAAGUGGCUCUGGUCUUUCUCUUUUCGGGGGUAUGCGUAGCUUCGAGCAGUAAACAGCUUUGAGGAGGUGGUAUAAUUGCAGCCUUUGUUCACCUUUCCUGAAAAGCUGCUUGUUUCGCAUCGCUUUCUCUAAAUGUGUCACUUCCUUUCGGUCCGCUGAGGCUUAUUAAGUGCCUGCACUGUGGUGGCGCCCGGGCAGCUCAGGCCGGCUCUGUAUAGACUUUGCUUUUUUCUUUUCUUUUUUUUUGUCCCCUGGAACCUAAAAUUGGAGAGUUGCUUUUCUGCAUCCUGAUGACCAGACCGUUGUGGUAACCACUUGAAAGAUAUUUGGACUUACGUCCCUCGAGGACCAAUUACACUUUUCCCCAACCUCAGAUGUUCUGGUCAUCUGGAACUUGUUAAAUAGCCUGGACAAAAAGGUUCCACAUUUACCUUCCUCUCUAAAACAUGAAGAAACAGAUCGAUAAGAGGUAAGACCUGCGGGUCAAAGUUCAUCUUUCAUCCUUAUUGUCUCCUGCUCGGGUUACCAAACGGAAGGUCAUUCAUAAAAGCUUUUAAAUGUCUCUGUCACAACUUAGUUUUGAAGAUGUCGGUAAAGCAGAAUGUAGUUUUGAGUUUGAUUCAUCGUCAUUUAAUUUGUCAAAUUAACGCGAGGCAAAGAAAAAAUAGCACAUUCUUCAUCUUACAAAUGAAAAGUUGCAAAAAGCAAUAAUUGCAAAAUUUUAAGGGCAAAUUUAACAUUUAUCAUUAAGACGUUUUGGACAUUUUAUUGCCUUCAGAGCAGCUUUGCCUCUGAGAAAUGUCCGCACAUUGGUAAAUGUUUGUAGCUACAGCUAAUUAUAUCUCCUUUCAGUCAAGUGGUAGAGAGCAGUUCAAAUUUAAAUCAACUUCAGAAUCAAAUUUGGUCCCACGUGUAUGAUCGGAGAGAUACCAUAAUAUCAAAUAAUCUAUUAGCUUCUUUGUCGAUGGUUUAUUAUCGAACAAUCAAACCGUAUCAGUAUUGCCCUUUCUUGGUUUUGUAAAUGCUUGUUACAGUGACUGCGUUAUAGGGUAGGAUGGUAGGUUGCUUAACAUUUUGUAAUGCAUAUAAACCAAACAUCUUUCAUUAUUCAAAUUAGCAUUUCUUUGCUAAUUAAACUUUUUUUUUUAAGUUAUACUGCUAAAUUAUUCAUGAUUUGAACCAAUACAAAAUUGUUUUAACACACUAGCUAAAAUGUAUUAACCCGUUUUCCAACAUUUGGUGCUAAGAUAUGUUAAAUGAGUGGCAUAUUGUAAGUAUGACACAUGUACUGUACUGUAUAAUAAAGACUGGAAAGGAUUCA